This is a messenger RNA of Toxorhynchites rutilus septentrionalis, 3866 nucleotides long. RefSeq lists its product as uncharacterized. The coding region runs from base 546 to 3161 and encodes 871 amino acids. Gene Ontology annotation, biological process: negative regulation of meiotic nuclear division; regulation of mitotic nuclear division. The record is from RefSeq and is a predicted model, not a curated record. Gene Ontology annotation, molecular function: protein binding; zinc ion binding. The transcript has 3 exons. Lineage: Eukaryota; Metazoa; Arthropoda; Insecta; Diptera; Culicidae. Gene Ontology annotation, cellular component: nucleus.
GGAACGAUAUCGAAGUGUGUCGCAAAAAGAAAAAAAAUAAAUCCUCCAUUAUUCUUUGGACCACCGUCAGCCAGUGGACACAGCUGAAUGAAUCUCGCGCUUGGCAAGCAGUAAAACAUUUUGUGAGGAAAAAGAUAACAAUAAGAGUGUGUGGUGGAAGACUGGUGGUGGCAUUUUCGCUUCGUGUGUUGUUUUCUUUAGACUCGCGAGUGCGAUUAAGAAUUAAUUAAAAAUAUAUAUUACGAGGGAAAUAGCAGGACAAUGUUUGCCGCCUAGUGCUGUUGAUUUCGCGGUUUUAUUUGCUCAAAGAUUUUUUGGAAAAUUUAUGUUUUAUUUUUUCGUUCAGAAAAUAGUGCAUGUCCUUGUGUUUUUUUGUUGCUUGCGCUAGAUCCCAAGUGUUAGUUUUUGGGGGAAGAAACUGAAAGUUUCGUGUUAAAAAUUGACGAAGGUGGUUUCAUAGUUUCGAAAAUUGAUCUGACGAAAAUAAUUUGGUAACGUAAGAGGACCUUGCAUGUUGACACGUUUGAAAAGAGAGGGGAAACAAAAUGGAAGAGUCGCAGCAGCUGCGCUUUCCCUCCCAGCAUGAUCACAGUGGGUAUGGCAAUAACAACAAACUAGUGAGAGAUCAUUCUCUGCAGAAUAUAAGUGGACACGACGGUAGCAGUCAUCUGGCGGACAGUGGAUACAAUUCGUAUCACUCGUUUAAUGCAUCCUCUUCGGUUGCCCGAUCGGUGCUGGCCACUAUCGAUGAAGACAAUGAGGCGGAUUGUAGCUACGAGGGAAUACGCUGCUCAGAAACGCCUUUGAAAAUCAGUACUAUUUUAACUCCAACCACAGCGGCAAGCAUUGAGCAAAUUUCCAAUUUUCACUUGACCACUCCGAACAGUGUCACCAGAGAUGUGCUUGGUAAGAGAAAAGUUCUGGCUCGUAAGCCUACGAUUCAGAAUUUGUAUGUUCAACGAACGCCCGAAAAGUGCGCCGGAAACGCAGAUUUUAUGCUUGCAUCUAUCGAGACGCCUCUUCGGUCUGGGAGAAAACCUAUUUUAGGUAGUUUGACUCCUCGCAAGAAUAAAACAUCCGCCAAACGCAAGCUGACCAAUUUCCGGGAGAAACUUCAUUCCGAUGGCGAUUUACGGACCUCUCCGGAGAAGGAUGAUUCCCUUGAAGGGGAUUGCAAGAGGCUGGAUCAGGAGGACAUAUCACCUAUUUAUCACGCUAAACGUCGCCGAAAUUCGGUUAUUGACGAUCUCAUCCGUUCCAGUACACCAAAGACUGCAAGUUUCAAGUCCAACUUCCAUGUGGAAACAAGAGAGAAUAUCAACUGGGAUGCAAUUGGGCAGGGGCAACCGAACCAGAGACAGAAGCCCCUUAUUCUACGUAAAUUCCAAAGUUUCAGUCCAAGUAAGAUGUAUAGCUAUGGCAAACGCGACUCAAUUCUUCAGGAUAAACCGAUAACUAGCAAUCGGAGGGCUCCCCUUCAAAGACAGAAUGCACUGAAAGGAAUCUCCCCGGUACAAGAAUUGCAAAAACUAGGGAAGCCAUUGCGAACAUCAUCCGAGGAGUCCUCAAUGGAACAAAGUAUUGAUAUAACCGAUGGAUUUAGUCUAACUCCAGUGAAGGGAAAAAAUAUCAGCGCUCUAUUUGAUGCUCCCAUCAUUGUGCCGCAAUCGACCACAGAGGAAGAUUUCAGAGAAACGGACCUGGAACACCAGGUUUCGCAAAUUGCGUCAUUUGACGAUUGCAGUUUCACCCCGGUCAAGGCCUGCCUCUCAAAGACAGAUAUUCUUCCCCAAGAAGACUGCGUAUUGCGGGAAGCUGUCGCCCCUAGCAUACUGGAACGAACUCUCCCAUCUAUCAUAGAAGAUGAAUCUCCCUUUAUUGUCUCUCUAAACAUUCCACGAACGCCCACUUCCGCAAGCAAAUCUCGCAAGCUGAAGCGUCUAAAUUCGCGAACUCAAUUAUCGUCCACCAAGAAGGAGAAACCCCGUAGCAAAGCACCAUCGCCAAAGCUCCUUCGCUCCCAGCCAACCAUUCCCGGGACCUACCGUCGUUCGUAUGUUGGCAUCGAACGCCUAAACAUUCUGAAGCGCUUGAACGAACAAGACAAGGAUGCGCUGGAAAUCGUCCUCGACUAUCUGGCCGAUGCCGAUCUUGUGCGGGUUGUGGCCGUUUCCCGCGGAUGGCGAUCGAUAAUCAAAACACACCAACGAACCAAUCGGCGGCUCAGGGAGUACCUGGCUUUGGAGGCACAUAUCAAGGAGAAUGUCGACCGAAUCGGUUCCGCUGCCGCUUCCUUGUGCUCCUCAUCCUCGCGGGAUGCCAGCAUGCUCGGCAGUGGCGGAGGGGCUCUGGUGGGGAAAUCUUUAAACUGUGAUACGAUCAAGGAAUCAUCCGGCGGAACGCAUGCGACGGUAGUGCGUCAACCCUUCAGCCUGUAUAAUUCCAUCAACAACGAUAGCUCGUCGGCAAUUGGGGCUAUAGGAUCGGUACAGAAAUCACCACCGGUCAGCCCAUCCAAGAGGAAGUUCCGUGAGAAUCAGAAGAUCGCCUCGCAUUUGAAAAAAUCGGAACGGUUAAAAGCUUGCCCCCGGUGUGCGAAACCGAGUCGCGUAGUGUUGAGCAAAUCCACCAUCAAGCUGGCCCUUGCGGCGGGCGCACUCGAUCCCCGUUCGAUGGCCAAGCUGGACAGAUCUUACACGCUACCUAGUAGCGGCUCCGCCAGCAUCAUCACUGUUGCUAGUCCCGUCUCGCCCAACAAUGCGGACCGCAUCCGUCGGAAUCUGUUCUCGAUCAACACGACGGUGCCUCGAUCUUGUUCGGUGGAUGCCCGAAGUCCGCCCACAACAAAGGUAAGCAAAUUUCGGCGCGCAGCAAGCGACACUUCCGCGUGCUCUUCGCUGCUGGGCAGGAAGAUAACCAAAAAUGGCAGCAUGUUGGAACAGCAGCAAGCUGCAAACGACCAAGCAUCCCAGUGUGAUUAUGCGGUGUGCAGUGGCAAGAGUUGUGGGUUCAUAUUCUGCAUCAAGUGCCUUUGCGAGUAUCAUCCGGGCACGGUUUGCAAGGAGCUGUCACCGAAUUCGCCCAGUAAGGAGGAACACACGGCCCACAACAUUGCCUGUAGCAAGCAAAGUCGCCGAUCGUUGCUAAGACUUCGCAAAUAACGUUCCACGGGUUGGUUAGCUAGCCACUGAUUCGUUACAUGGUAUUUUGUUCAGUGACAGUUAUUUAUUACUACUAUUGUGUUUAAGAGACCUCGUUUCAGUUUCCCAGUUGAUUAUUGGUAUUUAUGUUUUUUGUACGCUAUUUUUUAAAAGUGUUUUAAUCAGUGAAAAGAGAUUGUAUUGACUUUAAUUUUAUGCACGUACUUGUAUUCUUUUGUAAAAUAUUUUUUCAAGACAAUCAUACUACUAAUCAUUUUCCAAACUACUUAGCAUUUAGGGGAACAAUAUAUUCCGAAUGCAUUUGUUUCGUUGCUUUAGUUUUUUUUAUUCCGCUCGAACAAAUCAACAAACUUAUCCUAGUGUAUUUUAGAGUAAUACUUUUGCGAGAAAAGACUUAUAAAAGAACGCAUAAUGUCUUCUUGAAGGCGACUGAGUUCUUAGCCUAAUUAGAAUAAGUUUGCUAGCAUGUUUUUUUAAAAGAAACUCUGAAUUACGAGUUGAAUACUCAAAAAGAAAACAUUCACCACAAUGUUUUACUUUUACAUGACAUAAGGUUGUGUCUUGACUAGCUACCUCGUUAUUUCGUCAAACAGGGCGAUUCCGAAUUAUACGAAGAUAGAAAAUCAAAUCAGACAUCACCUAUACAGUAGAAACUAUACCGUUCUAUUCUUACGUUUCCUAAUAAAAAAAGUUAUUGGAAAUUAA